CGUAAUGGGGUGGCCGCUACGGGUCACGUGGCCGCGCCAAGAUGGCGGCGCCCAGCUCGACCUUCCGGCUGCUGGCGCGGUGGGGCUGCUGGGUCCCAGGCCGGGCGUGGUGCCGUGGCUACGGCGGGCGGACGUCCGCCACUGGCGAGCUGGUGACACACACGGGGCAGGUAUAUGAUGAAACGGACUACAGAAAAACUCGUUUCGUGACACGGCAGAAGGAGGUGAAUACAAGCUUUGCCAUCGAUUUGAUAGCAGAGCAACCUGUGAAUGAAGUUGAAAGCAGAGUGAUAUCAUGCGAUGGUGGUGGAGGAGCUUUGGGACAUCCUAAAGUAUAUAUAAACUUGGGAAGCCCUGUGAGCUGGAUGCCAUGGCACCACAGGCCAGGAUUUGAGCACUGCUGUAUUAGAUGUCAACACUGGCUAAAAUCCCAGCAGAAAUAACAGUAAGAACAUUGGAAACGGAGCAUGUUUUACAGAUCAAGAUAAAGAAACAAAAACUGGGACAUGUGGCUACUGUGGACUUCAGUUUAAACAGAAACAUCAUCACUGAUAGAUAUUUGUGCAUGCCCUGAAAAACUCUAUCAGUAUUUCAACGUUAUCAUAAUAAUAACAAUAAUAAUAAUAAAAAAUUAAAGCUAAAA
Molecule: messenger RNA, 643 nt
Organism: Alligator mississippiensis (American alligator)
Lineage: Eukaryota; Metazoa; Chordata; Crocodylia; Alligatoridae
Gene: NDUFS6
Product: NADH:ubiquinone oxidoreductase subunit S6
Exons: 5
Coding region: 42-443 (133 amino acids)
Biological process (GO): mitochondrial electron transport, NADH to ubiquinone
Source: RefSeq, a predicted model, not a curated record